This is a messenger RNA of Vitrella brassicaformis, 3226 nucleotides long. The record is from the annotation of a GenBank genome assembly. Lineage: Eukaryota; Vitrellaceae.
CUCGUCCAUCUCUUCUUUCACUCGAGCACCCGGACUGGCGUGAAUUUGAUGGUGCCAUUCUUCUCACCCACGAGGUUGAUGUUGGCCUGCGUGGCCGCCUGCCGCAGUGCUCUCACUGGCCCCCACCGCUGCUUGGGCUUGUGCACGUAGCUGAUGCACUGCAGGCUGGCGAACUGGUCGAACAUCUGGCGGCUGGUCUGCAGGAGCUCCGUGUACAGCUGCCGGGCGUGCUCCUCGGUCUGGUUGUAGGACACCUUGAUCUCUAUGGCCCGCACGCGGUUGUCGAUGACCUCGCGGACGUCGUCACCCACGCCCAUGUCCAUGUCGCCCACGCCGGCCCCCUCGUACACCCCCCACCGAACGGGGAGGCUCGGGGGGUCGUGCAUCACCCCCCAGGCGUUGGACACACGCUCGAUCUCGACCUCCGUGGCGACCGUGAUGCGCCGGCCUUGCUGUGGGGCCAGGUGGCGGAUGGCCUUGGGCAGCACGGCAAUCGGCACGAUCUGGUCCUCGUCGCUUUCGUCGCUGUCGACAGCCAUGGUCAUCUUGACGGCCAGCCUGUCCAGGCUCGGCAGCUCCUUGACGAAGCUGUGCAGGCCGCCUUCGUAGGUCCGGUCGCUGUUCAUGGUGCCCUGGUCGAUGUCGAAGGUGCGCACGGCCGGCAGCAUCGCGGGAAUGCGCGACACCAGCUGGUUGGGCAGGUGUGUGUAGGGGAAGUAGCUCGUCGGCAAGACCUUCACCGUGAGGGUCUCAGCACAGGAGAACACGGCCGUGUUGAGCUCGUACGCCAUCGUCACGUCGUUGGGCAUCUUGAACGGAGACAGCGACACCUGAUGGAUUGAAGGAGGGAGGGAUGCACCAGCAGAGCGACAAGCGCGUCUGCACGGGGUGUGUGGUGUGUGUUGGUCUCAGUGUUCUAUAGAUCGCCCACCCACCUUUGCCGCCAUGUUGGCAAGUUUCUGGACUGUCGAGUGUGUGCCCGCCAGCUGGACGGGCGAACCGACCAGGGGCAGACCGACAGCCAGCUCCUCACAUCGAAACUCGUCGGGCCGCCCGUUGUCCACGCGCCGCACCUCAGCAUGGUACACCUCGACGGCAUCGGGCUCCAAACACUGACUACGGAAGCCAUGCAGCCUCUGCAGAUUGGUUGAUAAGAAACACAACACAGACAGACACAGAGAGGAUGGCCACGGCACGGCUGAGGCGGGUCGUUGCUCUAGCACACAAACACACACACACCUGAAUGAAGCUUGUGUGUGCGAUUGGGGUUCGGUCGUUGUCGUGGGGCAUCUCCAUCUCGAUCGUGGUGAGCCGGGACUGCAGGAUGGCCCAGAAGUGCUGCUCGCCAUGGAAUAUCACUGAGGUACACACACACACAGAGACAGACACGGGGAUGGGCACAUGGGUGGAUGGAUGGGUGGACACACACAUGCGUAUGAUACCAUGGCCAGUGAGCGACCGAAGGGUGCCGGCUGUGGGCGUGUGUCGCAUGACGUUGCCAAUGCGCUCCAGCGACUUGGGGAAGGUGUGACCGCCGCGGCCACGAUCGAACAGCAUGUGGAUCGAGUGCAGCCCACCCAUUGCCGCGGGCACCCACUGCUGCAGGGCAUUCUCGGAUCUGCACGUGAGCUCUCGCAGCAGGGGGAACCGGUAGCGCCGGAAAUGCGGGAUGCGCUGCCAGGUGCUGUCCACCUUGACGGCGUGGAGGUGCUCGAAGAUGAUCGGCUCGUCGGGCUGGGGGAGCUGGUUGAGGGCGGUCUCGGCCUGUCGCUCCUGACGGUCGGUGAGGAGGGGCGAAGUCAGCGUCAUCGACUGCACACACACACACACACACAGACAGAGAGAAAGAAGAUAAGGACGACGUAUGUCUGUCUGUCUGUCUGUUUUCCUGGCAGUGCAGUGCAGUGCAUCUCACGUACCUGCAGGCUGGUGGUAGUGGCCUCGAGCAGUAUCAGCUUGGGCAUUGCCGGAGGACCGUGGAUUUUCAUGGUCGUCGUGCGCGAAAGAGAACCUGGCCAAGGCAAACACACAACCAACCGCACCACCCGCCCUCUUGCCGCUUCCCCCCACAUCAUAAGCGAGACAGACCUACUUAUCCAUCGCUGAGCCACGGCAAUGCUCGGAGCGGUCUCAAACUCGACGAUGGGGUGCAUGGCUGGGUUCUUGGCCAUGGAUCUGAACGCACAGCUGACGGCCGAGAGGGACCGCACAACGUCCACAAACCCGAUGUACCCGCCCACGCCGAUGCGGUCGCCGUCACUCAGCCACAACGCUUCGGCUAUCGAAUCCAAAGACAGACGCUGCAAUGCGCACAAUCCACACACCCCCGUGCGCAGGCAUGUGUGUCGUUCAUCUGCGUGUGUGAUGUCUGUCUGGCGUACGUCCUCUUCAUUGAGGGCCUGCAUCUUCUGCUGUAUCAUGUCGAGCUUCUGGGUGGCCCGCUCGAUAGACAGCUGGGACCGGGCGCUGUUGGUCUGCAUCAUCUCCCGCCACACACGGAAGUGACGCCUAAUCGCCUGCAGUGCAGAACGACAGACAACAAGAGCAGAACAAGGGCAGGCAGCACACAAACUUGGAUGGAUUUGGUGCGCCGUUUGUGUGCGCACCUGGACUUUGGUCUGGGUGUUGGUGUUUGCGACCUCGUGCGGCAUCAAACUCUUGGCCAUCAAAAUCUCCACAGCCUGUUUGUGUUGCAGACAGACAUAGAUAGACGAACCCAACACAACAACCAUCCGACAUACAUCAUCGGCCCGCCCGCUGUCCCUGUGUCUGCCUGAUUGUCCCUACAGCUGCCUGCCUGCGCACCUUUGCCUUGGUCUGCUCAAUCAUGAGUAGCUGCUUCCGGAGAGACGACGCCAUGCUCUCCAUCGCCAGCAGAACCUCCUCGUCCUCAUCCAUCUGAGCCAACUGCAGGCAGGCAGGCAACACACACAAGAGAGCGCAUGGACGGAUGCCUCAGCCCGACUGAGAGCCCGUGUGCCUCGAGGCAGCCAUACGUCAUCGUUGAGUCUCUGUCGCUUGGAGCUCUCAUCACUCCCGCCUCCCGCAGCUGCCGCAGAUGAUGAUGAUGCAGCGGCAGCGGCAGCAGCUGCCGCAGGCGCCGCUCCACUCGAGGCCGCAGCACUAGACUGGGCGAGGGAGCGCUUCUGCCGCCCUCCUCUGUCCAUUUUCGCUACUUCCUAUAGCUACUUCCUUUCAAAAAGGCGGCACCGCGCAUCAAGAGGCU